GCAUUUGCCAUUGGCAAUGGUCGGGUUUUCAAAUGGUCCCAGUAGCGGUGGAGCGCGCCCCGCUCCGGAUCCGAGUCGAAUCUUGAAUUUCGAAAUCAGAAUUUGAAAUUGGGAACGGCGCUGGCACGCUCUCUUUCUCUCUCUACAAAGCGGGUCCAGACCCAUGCCCCGCGGACGAGUGCCAAUGUGGCAUUGCCCCUUCUCUCUCCUCCCUUCGCUCUCUCUCCCAUCAAUAAAUUCACCCCCGACCGUUACGUCUUCAGUCUCCCUCUUCUCUCUCUCUCUCUCUCUCUCUCUCUCUCUCUCUGGGGUACUGCAGCUGGGAGUUUUGAGUUUUUUUUUAGGAACAUCGAAGCGGCGGGGGAGGAGAGAUUGGAAGGACUGCGAGGCUUCUUCGCGAGAUGAAUGUGAUCGCCGCCUUUAAUUGAGGGUGGCUGUGACUUUUAACUCAAAAAAUAAAAUUAGAGAGGGAAAAAAAGGGCAUAGGUGUGGUUGAUGAUGUUGAUGACAAUGUUGAAGGGCAGAAAAUUGGCUUGCUGUUCUGGUGACAGAGGCACCAGCUUCGACUUUGAUGAGCCAGAGAGGAUAACGACAUACAAUGGCCUAGAAAGUUGUAUUCUGAACAGCCACUCUUAUGAAAAUGAAAGUGGCACAAGCAGAGGAGAUGGUGGUGCAACUGACUCUAUGGAUGAUGAUGAUUCGAGCUGUUCGUCUAGCAAAGAUGCAUUUGGGUCAUUCUCUUCUCAUUGGAUGAUGAAGAGGGAUGAGCAGAUAGAUGAAUGGGAGGUAGAAAGCCCUCAACGUUUUUAUGUCAAGGAGAAACCAGCUUAUGCUACCCGGUCCUCAGAUGUGGAGAUCAUGAAAGAAAAAUUUGCAAAUCUGUUGUUGGGUGAAGAUAUCUCAGGGGGAUGCAAGGGCCUCUCCACAGCAUUAGCGUUGUCCAAUGCCAUUACAAAUCUUGCAGCUUCAGUUUUUGGGGAGAUGUGGAAACUGGAACCACUACCUGAAGAAAGGAAAAGAAAAUGGCAAAGGGAGAUGAGCUGGUUGAUCUCCCCAACCAACUAUAUGGUCGAGUUGGUUCCUGCAAAGCAAAACGGUGCCAAUGGCGGGGCCUUGGAGAUAAUGAUCCCAAAAGCUCGCAUGGACAUUCACAUGAACCUGCCAGCCCUUCAGAAGCUUGACUCCAUGCUUCUUGACACAUUGGAUUCCAUGGUGAACACUGAAUUUUGGUAUGCUGAAGGAGGCAGCCGAGCAGAAGGAAGGAGCAGCAAUGCAAAGCACAGCAAUAGGUGGUGGCUGCCAUCUCCCCAAGUACCAAAAGCUGGGCUAUCAGAUGCUGAAAGGAAGAAAUUGCUAAAUCAGGGCAAGGUAGUACAUCAAGUUUUCAAGGCUGCCAAAUCCAUCAACCAGAAUGUGUUGCAAGAAAUGCCUGUGCCAACUGUCAUUCAAGAUGCUCUCACAAAAUCAGGAAAGGCAAGCCUUGGUGAGGAACUGUAUAAGGUCUUAACUGUGGAAUCAAGCUCGGCUGAGGAAAUGCUGAAUUCCCUCAGUUUGAAAUCUGAACACAGAGCCCUUGAGAGUGUUAACAGGUUGGAAGCUGCCAUAGUUGCAUGGAAAGAGAGAAUCACAGAGCAAGUAAGUGGGAAAUCUCCAGUCCGAUCAUCAUGGUCCUUCAUGAAAGAUCCAAUAUCUGAGCUGGAUAAGAUGGAGUUGCUGUUGGGCCAAGCAGAAGCUCUUCUGCAGCAACUCAAAUCCAGAUAUCCGAACCUUCCUCAAACUUUUAUUGAAGUUACUAAGAUUCAAUAUGGCAAGGAUAUCGGGCAUUCAAUCCUGGAAGCAUAUUCUCGGGUUCUUGGCAACUUGGCAUUCAGCAUAUUGUCAAGGAUAGGAGAUAUCCUGCAAGAAGAUGUUUUGAGAAAUCCUAAUUCCCCAGUGGCAGCGAGCUAUUUUCCAGGAGUAAAUCUCGGUGAAAUAUUAGGAAAUCCAGCGGUGAGUUUACGGGUGAGGCACUCUCUCAUUGAUCAGAUGAACAGAGUGGAUGGAAGAUUCAGCGAGUCCAAUGGAAGCAGAUUUUCUGAUGCUGAAUUUUCAUCUAGUGAGGCCAAAACAAGUUCAGUGACAGCCACGCCCAGUCGCAGCAGAGUCUGGUGUAUUGGUAGGGAGUCUUGUGGCACUACUUCUUCCCACAAUUCCCCUUGACUGCAAUGGUAGUAGCUAGAAGGAGUAUCUAUCCCCUGUCACUAUUCUCAUUGAUGCUAAAAGAGUGAUUUUUAGUGGCUCUUUCUGUAUAUGAUAUUUCCAUAUGCCUAAUGGAAACUUGACAAAUUUUGUUUCACAGUAUAUACCUCAUGCUUUUUUGCCCCAA
Malania oleifera is the source of this 2365-nucleotide messenger RNA. RefSeq names its product rop guanine nucleotide exchange factor 14. The transcript has 8 exons. The record is from RefSeq and is a predicted model, not a curated record. Gene Ontology annotation, molecular function: guanyl-nucleotide exchange factor activity. Bases 496 to 2199 code for a protein of 567 amino acids. Lineage: Eukaryota; Viridiplantae; Streptophyta; Magnoliopsida; Santalales; Ximeniaceae.